Anopheles maculipalpis is the source of this 1485-nucleotide messenger RNA. RefSeq names its product protein RCC2 homolog. Bases 13 to 1440 code for a protein of 475 amino acids. NCBI's taxonomy places the organism in Eukaryota, Metazoa, Arthropoda, Insecta, Diptera, Culicidae. The record is from RefSeq and is a predicted model, not a curated record. The transcript is spliced from 6 exons.
UGUGUGAAGAAAAUGUCCUCCAAACGAAAGCCGGACGGUACGAAGAAGGCGGUGAAAAAGCGAAAAAACUCCGAAUCCAACUAUGAUUCUGACCUGAGUGAUGAAUACCCGAGGGCAACGGGUGAAACGUCUGCCCGCGAGGUGAUGGUGGAAGAGCUGCGACCGAUGGAAAAGCUGCCCGAGGAACUGCUGGCCAUGUACGAUAAAGGUCCCGGCAAACUGCUCAUCGCGGGCAUGGUGUCCUGGGAAAUGACCGGCAAACGUGACUCGAAAGGGGUCACAAAGAUACGGCCAAAUCUGUUCACCUUUCACAGAUUCACCAGCGAAACGUACCGUUCGAUGGCAAGCUUCUGUUCUGGCGCUCAUUCUGUGUUGAUUGACGAAAACUGGAAAGCUUUUACCUUUGGACGCAAUCAUGUCAGCCAGCUGGGGCUUGGUGAUACGGCGACGUACGAAAAACCGACGCAGGUUUCCGAUUUGGCCGAAUUUAACGUCAUACAAGCCGCGUGCGGUCGUUUCCAUACGCUCUUCCUAACCGACACCGGGACCGUGUACGCGUGCGGUGACAACAACCGUGGCCAGUGCGGUGUCGGCAAUAAGUUGCCGACGAUUACGACCCCUACGCGGAUCAGUUACAACGGGCCACCGAUCAUUAAGGUUGGAUGUGGUGCUGAAUUUUCCGUAAUUCUCGACAUAAAGGGCAAUUUGCAUACGUUCGGUUUGCCGGAGUAUGGACAGCUGGGUCACAAUACGGAUGGUCGGUAUUUCGUAACCUCGACCAAAAUGUCUUUCCAUUACGAAAUGCAGCCGCGCAAGGUGCUGGUGUACAUGGAGAAGAACAAAGAUGGCCACGUGCUGCCGAUAGAAAAUGUCAACAUUAUUGACUUUGCAUGCGGCAAUAAUCAUACCGUGGCAAUCGAUUCCAAGAACCGUGCGUUUAGUUGGGGUUUUGGAGGUAUCGGCCGUUUGGGACACGCUGAGCAGAAGGACGAAAUGGUGCCGAGACUGGUCAAAUUCUUCGACACACAAAACCGCAAAGUGAUGCGCGUGUUUUGUGGAUCGUCGUAUAGUUUGGCAAUAUCGGACAUCGGCACACUGUAUCUGUUCGGACAGAACAAGAAAACGGGUGAAGCGAACAUGUACCCCAAACCGGUGCAGGAUCUAGCGGGCUGGAACAUUACCAGCAUCGGCACGGGCAAUACGUCGAUCGUUAUUUCCGCUGAUGAUUCGUUGAUUGCCUGGGGCGCUUCACCGACCUACGGCGAGCUGGGGUUGGGUGAUUUGCAAAAAUCAUCGUCCACUCCGAAGGAAGUGACGCGUAUGGAGGGCAUGAAAAUUCCACUAGUGGCAAUGGGUUACUCUCAUUCGAUGCUGCUAGUAAACACGGAGCAUGAAAAGACGAAGGAAAAGUACGACAAUCUGCCCGAGUUUGUCGUCUAAAUGGCAAGGUAGCUUGCCUCAUCUCAAUCUGACUGAUUUGUGCUG